This is a messenger RNA of Cucurbitaria berberidis CBS 394.84, 2037 nucleotides long. RefSeq names its product CTP synthase-like protein. The record is from RefSeq and is a predicted model, not a curated record. Gene Ontology annotation, biological process: CTP biosynthetic process; pyrimidine nucleobase biosynthetic process. The transcript has 6 exons. The coding region runs from base 18 to 1799 and encodes 593 amino acids. Lineage: Eukaryota; Fungi; Ascomycota; Dothideomycetes; Pleosporales; Cucurbitariaceae. Gene Ontology annotation, molecular function: identical protein binding; CTP synthase activity. Gene Ontology annotation, cellular component: cytoophidium; cytoplasm.
GGGCACAGAAAGCAAUCAUGAAAUACGUGCUCGUGUCUGGAGGUGUUAUCAGCGGCGUGGGGAAGGGUAUUAUAGCCUCCUCCACCGGCUUGCUGCUCAAGACAAUUGGCCUCAAGGUCUCGUCGAUCAAGGUCGACCCAUACCUCAAUGUAGACGCAGGGACUAUGAACCCGAAGGAGCACGGCGAAGUAUUCGUUCUCUCCGACGGCGGCGAAGUCGACCUCGAUCUCGGCAACUACGAGCGCUACCUCAAUAUUACCCUCACGCGGGACAACAACAUUACCACGGGCAAGAUUUAUCAGCACGUCAUCGAGCGCGAGCGCAAGGGCGACUACCUGGGUAAAACCGUGCAGGUCGUCCCACACAUUACCGACGCGAUUCAGGACUGGAUCGAGAAGGUCGCGCGGAUACCCGUCGAUGACUCGGGCGAGGAGCCUGAUGUCUGCAUAAUUGAGCUGGGAGGGACCGUUGGCGAUAUCGAGAGCAUGCCCUUUAUUGAGGCUAUGAGCCAGCUGAGGAGACGGGCGGGCAAGAACAACUUCAUGCAGAUUCACGUCUCGUAUGUGCCCGUCAUUCAUGGGGAGCAGAAAACAAAGCCGACGCAGCAGGCUAUCAAGGCUGUGCGGAGCAAUGGUCUCAUUCCGGAUUUGAUUGCCUGCCGCUGCGAGCGCGAACUAGAAGUCUCCGCCAUCGAAAAGAUUGCCCACUUCUGCCAGGUCGACACUGAACAGGUUCUGGUUGUCAAAGACAUGCCAUCCAUCUACCAGGUGCCUAUGCUCCUCGAACAGCAGAAGCUGAUUCCCAUGGUCCGCGAAUUCCUCGCUCUGGAUAAAGUCACCAUCUCUUCUACAAUGGUUCAAAAGGGGACUCGCACCUGGACACAAUGGCAAUCGCUUACAGGCCACGAUACCCGUUACUUCGACUCGGUUACAAUCGCGCUUGUCGGGAAAUACGUCGAGCUUCAGGAUUCAUAUCUCUCAGUCAUCAAGUCCUUGGAGCACGCGACGAUGCGGUGUCGAAAGAAGUUGGAUAUCCGCUGGGUCGACUCAGACCAUCUAGAACCCAAGUGUCAAACCACAGAUCCCGCCAAGUAUCACAACGCCUGGCACGAAGUCGUCAAAGCUUCCGGUAUCCUCGUCCCCGGUGGAUUUGGCCAGCGUGCAACAGAAGGCAUGAUCGCAGCCGCAACGUGGGCCCGCGAGCACAAGAAGCCCUACCUAGGUAUCUGCCUAGGCAUGCAAAUCGCAGUCAUCGAGUAUGCCCGCAAUGUCUGCGGCAUCAAGGGUGCAACCUCGGAGGAAUUCAACGGCGACGCGGCAGACAAGCUCAUCAUGUUCAUGCCUGAAGUCGAUAAGACGACCAUGGGCGCGUCCAUGCGUCUUGGCCUGCGUCCAACGCUGUUCCAGCCUGGAAGUGAGUGGUCUAAACUCCGCGCUCUGUACGCAGGCAAGGACGAGAUCCUGGAGCGACAUCGCCACCGCUACGAAGUUAACCCCGAGUACAUCGAGACGCUCGAAAAGGGCGGCUUGAGCUUCGUCGGCAAGGAUGACGCUGGCGUCAGAAUGGAAGUCGUUGAGAUCAAAGACCAUCCCUGGUUCGUCGGCGUGCAAUUCCACCCAGAGUACCUGUCCAGGGUCCUGGAUCCCAGCCGUCCGUAUCUCGGUUUCGUGGCUGCGAGCGCGGGUAUGCUCGAAGAGAUCACGCGUGCCUACCAGGACGGUGCUGCGAAUGGUCUUGCGGCUGAAGGCAUUGCCAACGGCGUUGGAGGUUUAAAGAUCAACGGCGAAGCCAGCUUUUGAAGCUUGUUAAAAAGGGGUUGAAAAACAUUUGGUGCACGAUUGGGGAAAACAUACAUUAUGACAAGAAUCCUGCAAUCCAUGGGGAGGAUUCGGAGUUGGUUGGGUUGGGGACUUUGGUCUGAAUUUGGUAGUUGUUUACGAAAGAAGCCCUUUACCGGCAUAGAGACGUUGGCAUGUGCAUAUGAUACCUAUAAAAUCAUCGAAUAGACUCGUAUCAAUAAACGAAGAUAGAGAAGCU